CAGCUGUUGGAGAGCAGCUGAACCAUCCGCUACUACUGCACCAGGUGAUUGUAUCUCUGCAUCAGCGCAAGACCACAACACUUCAGUAAGACAUUUUAUUUUAUUUUCGACUUUUCCUUUUUGUUUUGUCUCGAGCCAGUGGGGGAAUCUCCGAGGUGAACAAGAGGAGAUCGAUAGCAGGUGUCAAAGUGUGCAGCAGAACGGCAGAAAAAAUGGGAAGAAAGAAAAUACAAAUUUCUCGUAUUCUGGACCAGAGAAAUAGACAGGUGACUUUCACCAAGCGUAAGUUUGGUCUGAUGAAGAAGGCGUACGAGCUGAGUGUGCUGUGUGACUGUGAGAUCGCCCUGAUCAUCUUCAACAGCACCAACCGUCUGUUCCAGUACGCCAGCACAGACAUGGACAAAGUGCUUCUCAAGUACACGGAGUACAGCGAGCCGCACGAGAGUCGCACCAACACGGACAUACUGGAGACUCUGCGCAGGAAAGGCCUCGGUCUGGAAGCCUCAGAGCUGGAGAGUGAGGAGAGCAUGCAGGUGGCUGCAGACAGAUAUCCUCUCAGCGAGGGCAUGGAUCUCUCUGUGGCUCGCCAACGCUUCUAUGCUCCGUCGCUCCUCUCCCCGGAGGCCCAGUUUCUGGUGUCUGCAGGUUGUGAGAACGGCUUUCCUAACUCCUCUGGAUCCGGCAUGGCGUCCCACAGACCCUCUGGCUUUAAAUCUCUGGGCUGCAGACCGGGCGCUGCCAGUCCUGCUGUGCCGCACGCACACACUGCAUUCAUGUCUCCACACUCAGGUAUCGGCUACUCCGUGUUCUCCCAUGGUAACCUGAAUCGAGCUCUGGACAUGAAGAGCCCUCCUCCUGUGAACCUGGGCAGUGACAACCUGCGGGGGGAUGCUGCUAACGUGGGGCUGGGGGCCACGAGAGCUAACCACAACUCUAGGGGCGUCUUGUACCAGGGCCUGCACAGCGGCAGCUCCAUGGUAGCCAUGGGCAAGGCAGGCCUGUUGGGUCACAGUUUGGGAGGGUAUGGCCUCCCUUCUCCGGGGGUCUCUGAGUACAGCCAACCUGGUUUUUAUCACUCCGUCAGUCUGCAGCGAGGAUCAGUGAACCCCUGGCAGUCGCCUCAGGAGCCCCAUAUAAACCCAGGGAUGUCCAGUGGGGGGUGCUCCUUCCCCUCUCAGUCUUGCCCCACCACCUCUCCACAUCAGCCCUCCCUCAACCUCAGCAUCAAGUUGGAGCGUAGCUCUCCGGAGCACAUGUCGUCACCCACCUCCCCUCCUCUGCACCACCUCAGACAGCACUCUCCAAUCAGCAACCCCGAUUCAGUUCGCCAAACCCCUCAAGAAGCCCGACCGGCCAAUGAGACGAAGGAGUUUCCCAAAGCCGGAUACCCACAAGAUGGAGAGGAAGGAGGGCAGCCGCUCAGGCAAUUAGAGAUAAGUGAUGGGUGGCAGAGAUAACUAUCUGCUGUCUAACACCAUCUCCCAUCCAAUCAGCUAUCUUCCAUCACAUCCUGUCACACACACACACACACACACACACAACACACACACACACACACACACACACACACACACACACACACACACACACACACACACACACACACACACACACACACACACACACACACACACACACACACACACACACACACACACAGAUAUAACCCAGAAGGUAGCGAGGUGGGGUCGAUUUAUCCCCUUCAUCCCAGAGAGGACCGCUUCUCUUUGUCUCCUCACUCAGAGCUGGUCUCUCCGGGCCGAUGGAGAAUCUUUUUUUCUGCGUCACUUGAUUGAUGCCACGAGGAGACAGAUGCAUACAGACAUUUUGAUUUUGGUUUGGUUAGUUUUAGUUUUCUGUGUGGAGCUAGUGUGAAUCAAAAAUAUAUUAUUUUUUUUGGUUUUCUGUGACUUUGUUGAAGUUAGCUUCAGCGGGACCAGCUGAGUUUACUCCAAAACUGUGUUUGACUGAAGCUGCAGGUGUGAGAAUUGGAAAUUAGCUGUAAAAUUACACAGCACUGCCUUCAUGUACUGUAAUUAUUUCAGGCAAACGCAUUAGAGAAUUGAUUCAUCACAGUAGCCAGAAUAAACAACUUAGUCUAUGUAAAAUAUAUCUUUACACCUUAUGCCCCUCUUGUAUAAGCUUUAAUGUUUGCGCUUUUAACCCAAAAUCACUGACAUGGUCACCCGACAGAAAAAAAUGUCACCCAUUACUUCAGCCUUGACCUCUUUUUUAAAUACACAUGGACAUUUUAAGGGAUGAUGACAAUAAGUAUGUUUCAAACAAUUCUUACAAUCCCAUUCGCACACUAAAAUUGUUUAUGAAAUUGUCCCUCCAGUAUGGAUGUUAAAAAUUCCCCUUGUAUUGAUAUUCUAAUAUAAGAAACGAGAGCAAAAACUAUCUAUUUUAACUGCAGUCUAAAAUUUGACCAAUUGGCAGCUGCAGAGAUCUGAAGACAGAGAUCACAUGCAGGUAUUGCUUCAAAUAUAAACCUAUCCUUACUCUGGGUGUCUCUCAGGGACUUAAAUGAAAAAAAUGGUCUAUGUUAGUUUUUGCGACUGUAAAUGUGAAUAAGCUAAGUUUUAGUUGUAUUUUCCUCCAAAUAAUUCUAGUUUUAUACUAUAACUUCACCCCAUCAAUGGAAUAAUGGCAAUCUAGUUCAACUAAAGACCAAAGUGUUUAAAUAGUGUCCCUAUGCAUUACAAUCAACAGCAGCCAAAGACAUCAUGUGUUUAUCUAUAUUGGGUCUAAUUUAAUUAAAGUAAGUAAUGAUCGCUGAAGGGCUAUAUUUAGUUACUGCCUAUAGUUAAUAUUAUUGAGCUUUACUGUGAUAUUUACAAAUAUAUAAUGAAUGAGUCAUAGACAUUUUUUUGUAUUAUUGAGGUAUGUUGUUUUCAUUUUAUCUGUAAAAUUACUUUGCACUGUAUUUUUGUGCACUGGAUUUAUGUGUGUUAUAGUUUUGUUCUGCAAAUGAAAAAAUAUACUCAGAACUUUGGUUUGAAUGGAUUUCCAGUUACUGUCCACAAGGGGUCGUCUUAUUUCCACAAUUUAGAUUUGAAUGAGAAAGUGCAAAGCAGAGACUACCAGCCUAAAGUAUAGGCAAUUCAUUAUCUAAUGAAUCUCUUUGACAAGACACAGGUUCAGUGGUUCACCGUAAAGACAUUUAACAAAAACAUCAUGACAAACUGUGCACGAUUUAUUGGUGGAGGUCUCCAAGUUCGAGAGAGCUGCAGUGGAAUUAGUCCUUUAAAAAAUGUAUGUGGAUAAAUAUCAGCAUGAAGAACCAAAUGAUCAGUAUUCUGAUGUUUGCCGAAUGCCUCUAAUAGAACAAAAACAACAAUACAAUGCAGGAAAAAUACAACAAAUAUGUGUAUUUGACAUUUGUAGUGAUUCUUUUUAAAAUAAAAAUGGUUUGAUUUGUACGUUUAA
Molecule: messenger RNA, 3429 nt
Organism: Gymnodraco acuticeps
Lineage: Eukaryota; Metazoa; Chordata; Actinopteri; Perciformes; Bathydraconidae
Gene: mef2b
Product: myocyte enhancer factor 2b
Exons: 9
Coding region: 213-1457 (414 amino acids)
Biological process (GO): positive regulation of transcription by RNA polymerase II
Molecular function (GO): RNA polymerase II cis-regulatory region sequence-specific DNA binding; DNA-binding transcription factor activity, RNA polymerase II-specific; protein dimerization activity
Source: RefSeq, a predicted model, not a curated record